This is a messenger RNA of Aspergillus pseudonomiae, 606 nucleotides long. Its product is annotated as YwbE family protein. Lineage: Eukaryota; Fungi; Ascomycota; Eurotiomycetes; Eurotiales; Aspergillaceae. The record is from RefSeq and is a predicted model, not a curated record. Bases 54 to 500 code for a protein of 148 amino acids. The transcript has a single exon.
CGAAAACCUCCCAAAGUAAUCCCCAAACACAACCCCAACAUCCAAACCACACUAUGCCCCGCGUCCCCACAACCAGAGAGGUUGUGCCCGGUGCACCCGUCAACAUCAUCUUAAAAGCUGACCAACCAACCGGUCGCACCGUCUCGGGCACCAUCGCCGACGUGCUCACCCGCGGCAACCAUCCCCGGGGUAUCAAAGUCCGGCUCACGGAUGGCCGGAUCGGGAGAGUGCAAUCCAUGGGGACGGGGGGUUCGUGCCCUCCACCUGACCCGACACAGGGACAAAGGACAAGAAGGACUACCUCCGAAGCAGAGCUUCCUUCGCAGAAUAUCGGUCUAGAUGCAUAUAUGGUUAGUGCAAGACCGCGGCGGGGUGCACGUCGAGAUGAACCUCAACAACCCGUGCUCGAUGGUUCGGUAGUGACUUGUCCUGUUUGUGGGGUGUUUGAGGGCGAUGAAACUGCUGUUGCGCAUCAUGUGGCUGGACAUUUUGCGGAUUGAAGUAUUGGGGCUUUUUGGGCUGAGUUAUUAUUUGAAAUGGGCUGAUUACAGUUCGGGUCCUUUUGGACGAGUUGAAUGUUUGGACCCUGGUAAUAGCGUAUUAUAG